Molecule: messenger RNA, 3982 nt
Organism: Neofelis nebulosa (Clouded leopard)
Lineage: Eukaryota; Metazoa; Chordata; Mammalia; Carnivora; Felidae
Gene: MCL1
Product: MCL1 apoptosis regulator, BCL2 family member
Exons: 3
Coding region: 108-1160 (350 amino acids)
Biological process (GO): release of cytochrome c from mitochondria; positive regulation of apoptotic process; intrinsic apoptotic signaling pathway in response to DNA damage
Cellular component (GO): mitochondrial outer membrane
Molecular function (GO): channel activity; protein heterodimerization activity; protein homodimerization activity
Source: RefSeq, a predicted model, not a curated record
CCCUCUCUCACUCCUUACUUCCGCUUCCUUCAACCGAGGAGUCAGGGCCUCCCCCAUUUUUCUCACCCAGGAGGAGGAGGCGGCGGCGGAGGCAGCAGCAGCUUACGAUGUUUGGCCUCAAGAGAAACGCUGUAAUCGGACUCAACCUCUACUGUGGGGGGGCCGGGCUGGCGGCCGGGAGCGGCGGCGCCUCCUCUUCGGGAGGGCGGCUUGUGGCUGUGGGGAAGGAGGCCACGGCCCGGCGAGAGGUAGGGGGAGGGGAAGCCGGUGAGGUGAUUGGCGGAAGCGCCGGCGCGAGCCCCCCAGCCACUCUCGCGCCCGACGCCCGAAGGGUCGCGCGGCCCUCGCCCAUUGGUGCCGAGGGCCCCGACGUCACCGCGACCCCUCCGAAGCUGCUGUUCUUCGCGGCCACCCGCUGUGCGUCGCCGCCUGAAAAGAUGGAAGGCCCAGCCGCCGACGCCAUCAUGUCGCCCGAAGAGGAACUAGACGGGUACGAGCCAGAACCUCUGGGGAAGCGGCCGGCUGUCCUGCCUUUGCUGGAGUUGGUCGGGGAGGCCAGCAGUGGCCCCGGCACAGAUGGCUCACUGCCCUCGACGCCACCCCCAGCAGAGGAGGAGGAGGACGAGUUGUUCCGGCAGUCGCUGGAGAUUAUCUCUCGGUACCUUCGGGAGCAGGCGACCGGCGCCAAGGACGCGAAACCACUGGGCGGGUCUGGGGCGGCCAGCCGAAAGGCGUUAGAGACCCUCCGACGGGUCGGGGACGGCGUGCAGCGCAACCACGAGACCGCCUUCCAAGGCAUGCUUCGGAAACUGGACAUCAAAAACGAAGACGAUGUCAAAUCUUUGUCUCGAGUGAUGGUCCAUGUUUUCAGUGACGGAGUAACAAACUGGGGCAGGAUUGUGACUCUUAUUUCUUUUGGUGCCUUUGUGGCCAAACACUUGAAGAGUAUAAACCAAGAAAGCUGCAUCGAACCAUUAGCAGAAAGCAUCACAGAUGUUCUUGUAAGGACAAAACGAGACUGGCUAGUCAAACAAAGAGGCUGGGAUGGGUUUGUGGAGUUCUUCCACGUAGAGGACCUAGAAGGUGGCAUCAGAAAUGUGCUGCUGGCUUUUGCAGGUGUUGCUGGAGUAGGAGCUGGUUUGGCAUAUCUAAUAAGAUAGCCUUUUAAGUGCAAUAAUUGACUUUUAACCAACCCCAGGCACCAAAAUCACAUAACGACUGCUGUGAAUCAAAUGUAUUUAUGAAGUUGGACUUCAAGCUGUCCAGGCUGUAACCUCCAAGAGUUCUACUCUAGCAACGUAGAAAAGCAAGUGGCAAGAGGAUUAUGGCUAACAGGAAUAAAUACAUGGGAAAAGUAGUCCCCCUUGAAGAGUCACUGUCUAAAGCAAGGUUCAAUUUCAGCAACAGGCAAACUGGGGGGCCGUGGAAGAGGACUUUUAGAGUUAGUGAAGAUGGUAGGCUUGAAGAGACUUGAUUUCCUUGUCUAGAACAGGAGAGUGGCCAGUAGCCAGGCUAGUCAUAGAGUCCAUUAAAUGUCCACUGAAAUAAUUAACUUCUUAUAGUGUUAAAAGAGAAGCACUAACAAUAACAAUGGCAGUGAUCUGUAUAAAAUGGAUUUAAGCUACAGGUAAUAGAACUAUGACUAGAAGCCUCCGUACUGUACAACAGAGUGUGAAGGGAAGCUUUUUCUCUGCAAUUAGCUUUUCCCAGGUGUACUUCUUGAAUAGAAAGUCCAAGUGCUCAGGACUUUUUAUACCUGUUCUACUUUGGCUUGGUUUGAGUGGUUUAGUUUAUUAGCCUAGUAAUGGCCAAGAAUACUUGACUUAAGGCUCAAUAAUGACAAUUGCAAAUAUGAAAAUAUCCUCAAUUUUUAAGACAAAAACAACUUGUAAAUGUAUUUGUCUGUAAAAAUUGUAUAUAUUUUUACAGAAAGUCUAUUUGAAAUGUAAAGGGAUGAAAAGUCUCAAAAUACAUUAAUUUUUUCAUACCCGUUUGAAAUUUCCAACUUCUGUAGUUAGGAAUCUAUUUCUUACAGCUUUUCUAUUCUAAAUUUUAUCCUGGUCAGUUAUAGAUUGUAUACAGAACCAGUUGAUGUAAGUGUAUGCAACUUGGUUGUAGUGGAACAAUUCUGAUUCAUAACUGUGCAGACUUUAAUUUUCCUAUCUGAUUUUGGUAAGUAUUCCUUAGAUUUUUUUUUAACUGCGAUUGAAAAAUUGAAUGGAAAUUCAUCCUUUCACUUCAUUACAUGUAGGUUUUCAAUAAGUGAGUCAAGGUGGAGUUUUAAGUUUGGUGGGCGGUGCCGGCUGGUGACUUAGAAAUAAUGGGUUCUGAUUGGGCAGCUACUCAUUUCAGUUCUUUCCAUUUGGGUUAAUUUACUGGUCAAAUUUAAAUUGAGUUUAUGAGCUCAUCUUCAAAGCUUUUGCUAAAAGAUUUUCAGCUGUUCCAAAUGGGACUUACUAGCAGUAUGUGUAUAAAAAGAUCACAUCAGGUGUAUGAGAGACAUUUGAUCCCUUGUUUGCUUAAUAAAUUGUAAAACGGCUUGGAAAAGCAGGCUUAUAGUCUAACCAUGGUGCUAUUAUUAGGCUUGCUUGUUAAACACAGGUCUAAGCCUAUCAAUAAAACAAAUACUUAUGUUUCAUUUCUAUUAAUGAUUCCCAAACUUUGUUCAAAUUUUUGCAUUGGCAUCUCUUUGGAUUUCAGGCUUGAUGUUUUAUCAAACUUUUUAUUUUCUAUACUUCCUUGAAGUAUUUGCUGCUUGUUCUCCCUGUACAAAUAGUUAUAUCAGUUCCUACAUCCUUACCAUGCCAUCUCUGAACUCCUACUGGCCCUUUUAGUUUUUGGCACUAUGAACCCUAAGUAACCCCCCAGGAGACCACAGACCUUCAUCCUUAAUGAAUUUUAUCCUUGGGAGGUGGUAGGUAGUACAGUGGGUGCCAUGACCAUGAGAGACAUAUGGUGGAGGAGUCCCUUUUCCUUUGAUUGGUACCUUUUCAGUUACUGCUUUAUUCUAUCUUUGGGGGAAAAGUUUUUAAAGUCCCUUUAGGAAUUUUCAGAGAAGGGGGACAACAAAUAGUGUGACUUUUCUAGGUUCCUUUAUGUUUGAAAAAGCUCAUUUAAAAUUACAGAAAGGGAUGGGUUCUGUUAGACCUCAGAGUUCUAUAAAAACUGGUAAACUGAAGAAAGCUUCUGUAGUAGAUCUAGGGUCAUUUGAAAGCUUCAUCCUUGGAACGUAACCUUUGGUCUGUGGACUCCAGAUGAAAACAGGCAUGAAUAAAAUGACUAAGAAUGUAAUAAAUAGGGAAGGAUUGCCCUGCCUGCCCAUCCUUGAGCCAUAAGGUCAUCUAGCUAGAGCUAUUUUUACCUAUGUAUUUAUCGUUCUUGAUCAUGAACCACUUAUUUAUGUCAUGUCUAUCUCUAAGGACCUGAAAGCACUUUAUGUAGUUUUUAAUUAAUCUGAAGAUCUGGUAAAGGUGACUAAAAGGCCUGUCUCCCCAUAUCCACUUGUGGAAGUAAGCGCAUAGAUGGAGAUUGGUGGAGUUUAGGGAACCCACCCCAAUUUUCUAGGUGUGACUGCUGAAAUGUAGAGAAGGAUCUUAGUUGAAACUUUGGGUCAGGGGCUUGGAGGGCUUAGCCCAAGUGCUUUGGGGAAGGUUGGGUGGUUUUGUAGGGAGAGGAGGCACGUGUCCUCAGUGCUGGCUAGCUGCGUAGUUCAGGCAAAGGGUUGUGUGGAAAGCUGGCUCUCAGCAACUUGUCUUCUGUCUCUCAGGGAAAACAUGCAGUCCUGUAGUGUCCGGGCACACUCUGUUGGGGGCGAACAUCUUGGUUCUGGUUAAAGAGCUCAUGCUAUUGGCAGCUGUGCCAGGAAGGGUCCAGGAAGGGUUAGGACCAACUACAAAUUAACAUGGGCUGUAAAAUGUAGUGUGUUUCCCUAACUUCCUGUUUUUCCUGAGAAGAAAAUAAUAAACCUUUUAUUCAAAUGCAA